AUGGCAGGCAUUACGGACAAAUGGGUCCGACAUCUGAGGACUCGCGAUCGCCAGGACAAGGCAGACUCACACUCUUUUACGUGCGAUAUCUGCGGCGACGAAAUCAAGACGUUAGAAGCUUGGCUCGAACAUACCAAAUCCGAUCAGGAGCAUGAGGAAAAGUGGCCGACGCUGGAAGCAGCGCAGCUAUCAUACGUUCACAAGGGGAAACGACGUGCAGACACCACCAAUGGGACCGCAGGGGACCAGACCACAACGGGCACUGCAGUCGAUCAAGACCGAGAUGCCGAUGGCCACCAGGCAAAGCGUCGGUCGCCUGAGCCGGGCGCCCCAGGCCGUAGCCGUGCCCGUAAUGACCACCGGAACGACUACGGGGGUCGGCCCCACCAGAACACAUCAGGCCGCCAGCUCUGGACCUCCGAUGAUGGUGUUCAGCAAAAGUCACAGGGUCCGGGGCGAGCUGUCUCCCUUGGUUCGCCCAGGCAAGGGCCUACCAAGGCAAACAGACCUACCCAGACAGCCACACAACAGGUCAACCGUCCUUCAUCCAAUGAUGAUGACUCCACCUCCAAGAUGAUGCGUCAGCCAGAGACCAGACCCAUCUCACAAGAUCAGCUUGUCGCAGAGGUCAAAGGGAUCUACGCAGGACUGGUCAUGGUUGAGACAAAGUGCAUCGAAGUUGACAAUGCCCAAUCUUCCAACACUGAUGCCAAUUCAAAACUUAACAACGAACAAUGGCAGGCUUUGAUUGCACUUCACCGUACACUCCUCCAUGAGCAUCAUGAUUUCUUUCUUGCAAGCCAACACCCCUCUGCCAGUCCUGCUCUGCGAAGGUUAGCAUCCAAGUAUGCUAUGCCGGCUCGCAUGUGGCGACACGGCAUUCACUCGUUUCUUGAGCUUCUCAGACAUCGUCUUCCUGCCUCUCUAGAGCACAUGCUCACCUUUUUGUACUUGGCUUACAGUAUGAUGGCCUUGCUAUACGAAACUGUGCCUGCUUUUGAAGACACGUGGAUUGAGUGCCUUGGAGACCUUGGUAGAUAUCGCAUGGCCAUUGAGGACGACGAUAUCAGAGACCGUGAGGUGUGGACUGGCGUAAGUCGUCACUGGUACAGCAAAGCAUCUGAUAAGUCCCCUACUACGGGUAGACUUUAUCACCAUUUGGCCAUCUUGGCCCGUCCCAAUGCCCUGCAGCAGCUGUACUACUACACCAAGUCCCUCUGUGUUCCCAUUCCUUUUUCAAGCGCACGAGAAAGUAUAAUGACGUUGUUUGAUCCUGUGUUGAACAACAAUACGGCCCGUCUUGCCCCCGUUGAUGCUGCGUAUGUGCGUGCUCAUGCCAUUCUCUUUUCUGGGAAGUCCCAGGACCAGCUUGAAGAGUCUAUAGAGAGCUUCAUUGAUCAGCUGGAUAGCCAUAUUGGUCGGUCGCCUAAGCGAUGGCUGGAAUCAGGAUACCACAUUGCCAUUUCUCAGUCCUGUUCUCUACUUGGAUACGGCGCUGAGUCCAAUGUUCUUAUGCGGGCCAUGUCAAAGAAGCCCGAAGAGACUGACGUCACCAUGGAUGGGAACACAAUUUCCGAGGCCACCCCUGACGAGACAUUCAAGCUUGCGCUUGACUUUGCAACCCGGACGAUUUCACGAGUUCUUUAUCGCUGGGGAGACACCAAUACGUUGCCUUUCGUGCAUUCCAUCCUGGUCUUCAUGAAUCACAUGUCACAGUAUCCAGCGGCUAUUUCCCAUUUGGAGGACGCGUAUCCCUGGAAACUAACUUCCAUUAUGCUGAACACCCUCUUGCUUUCCUGCGAGCCUGGGUAUGAGAUCCAUAGCCACUUCCGCCUGCCGGAAAAGGACCAGCUCCCGCACCCAUUGCCCGAGGACUUUGCCAUGCGAGGCCUCGUCUACGCCGAGGACUAUUUCCCCAACGGAUGGUUCAGUAAUGACAAGAUAGACGAAGAUGAGAAGUACUUUGAGUUGCCGUCUGUAUCAGAAGAGCGCAAGGGCCGCAUCCUGUCUCUUGGAUACAGGAUUGCAUCCUCAGGUAACUGGCUUCUCUGGAAUGAAAAGACUCGCCAAUUCGAGGUCCCAGAAAAGUAUAACGUCAAGAUAAAUCUGGACAACAGGCAAAAGGACAACGCCGAGUAA
Molecule: messenger RNA, 2139 nt
Organism: Fusarium subglutinans
Lineage: Eukaryota; Fungi; Ascomycota; Sordariomycetes; Hypocreales; Nectriaceae
Product: Telomerase-binding EST1A
Exons: 3
Coding region: 1-2139 (712 amino acids)
Biological process (GO): nuclear-transcribed mRNA catabolic process, nonsense-mediated decay
Cellular component (GO): telomerase holoenzyme complex
Molecular function (GO): telomerase RNA binding; telomeric repeat DNA binding; protein binding
Source: RefSeq, a predicted model, not a curated record